Messenger RNA from Mercurialis annua (annual mercury), 1122 nucleotides. RefSeq lists its product as uncharacterized. The coding region runs from base 91 to 981 and encodes 296 amino acids. The record is from RefSeq and is a predicted model, not a curated record. Lineage: Eukaryota; Viridiplantae; Streptophyta; Magnoliopsida; Malpighiales; Euphorbiaceae. The transcript has 2 exons.
UUGUAAAUUUAAACAAUUGAGCCAACCAUUUCAAUUAUUCUUCAUUUCUUUCCAUGCCGACUAAUUCUUUUCUUUAUCUUCUUUCUAACUAUGGACCAACACAAUCAAAACCAAACUAAACCCAAACUCAAACUCAAAAUCAAAUCAAAAACGUCUAAUUUCUUUUUGGGUUGCUUUGGAAUUUCCAUGAAGCCGGCGGAUUCUCCGGAAAAAUCUUAUAAACAGCGCACCAGCUGGUUUUCCCGGUCAACUGCUUUGCUGAAACAGUCAGCCGGCGGCGGCACCAAAACUGUUCCGAUUGAUUCUGAUGAGAAAAUACCGAGUAAAAUGUCCUUUAAAACGUUAAAGAAGAAGAAGAAGUUGAAGAUCAAGACCGCGGACUCCGAUAUUGAGGUCUCUGUUAAACAGAAAAAUCCGCCGGCUGAUCCACUUAAAUCGCCGGCGUCAGCUCCUGAAGUGACUGCUGUUGAAGGACCUAAAGAGGUUUGUGAUAAAAAGGUUGUCAAAGAAAAUGGCAAGCUUUUGGAUGUUGGGGCGGAUUCUCCAAACAAGUUGUCUUUUCGCAAGAAGUUAGAUGCCAUAAGAAAUGGCUCGUUCAAUUUAACCGACCCAAAAUCAAAGUCAAACCGAACCAUUUCACGGUCUACUUCAGUUUUGACCGCUUUAAACUCACCGGAAAACUCGCCGGCCAUAAGGAAAAAGGAUCGGAAUAAAGAGACAGAAAUAACUGGAAAUAGAUUUGACCAAGUAAUUGGUAUGUCCAUAGUGAUGGUGACCUUAAUAAUAAUGUUAUUUUGGGGUAGGUUAUGUGCCAUUCUUUGUACGUGUGCAUGGCUAUAUUUUGUUCCUGUUUUAAGGGCUCCAAAUGAAAUGAGAAAAAAUGGGCCGGGUUUGGGUGAACCAAAUUUUGACUCCGACGAGUACAAAAGGAGGGUGGUUUUAGAGGGGUUUCUUGAAAGAAACAACCGAUCACUGUUGUGAUUUUUUUUUUUUCAUGUUAUGUGGAAUUUUGUGUAAAUUGUUAGUAGCCAGGUUUCUCACAGUGUUUAUUUAUUUAUUUUUAAUUAUUGUAACAAAUUCUAUAACUAAAUUUUGAUAAUAUGACUCAAUUUUAAAAGUUUA